Molecule: messenger RNA, 3383 nt
Organism: Odontomachus brunneus
Lineage: Eukaryota; Metazoa; Arthropoda; Insecta; Hymenoptera; Formicidae
Exons: 3
Coding region: 2860-3225 (121 amino acids)
Source: RefSeq, a predicted model, not a curated record
UUUUGGUGUCACUACGAAUAUGCAGUAGCAACGACGAUUUUGCUAGAAGAACAAAAUUAUUUUUCUCCGUGUACGGUUAACAGAGUUGUGGCGGGCAUUAAUACAUAGAGGAAGGUUGCCUCUAUCAUAUGUUUAUACAAUCAGUCACAAUAAUCAGUUACCUGAGAAAUUGUAACUUCGAAAUUCUAAGAUAUAGGCAUCUAGCCCCGAUUUCCCCCACACACUUCGCGGUGUCGAAUGUCGAAUCGCACCAGGCAGCGGUCAGCAUACAGCACGUGCAAUCGUGCACAACUCGCGGAAUAUAUUCUCCUAUGAUUUGAACGCGACCCGAGUAUUUCGCACACGCUCGUACUAUUUAUUGCUAGAAUCCAUCCGCGGCCGUCGACCUGCGCUACAUGUCGGCCGAAUAAUUUUAGAUAGAAACAGGAUCCGAAUUACAGGAGCGCGACUUCGUGAUCACAAGGAAAAACACCUGGCACGGUCAAGAUCAAUGAAUACCGGCGCGAUUGCUGCCUUCUCGAUUAUAACUCGCGUUGAUUAGGCCGACGCGCUAAGAUCCCUCGGAUACCAAAUUAUUAAUAUCCCUCUCGCUCGGAUGUAAAGAUUAAUUUUCUUUGAAUGCGUGGAUUUGCGCCUGACGCGAAUACCCAAUCUAAUGUCCCCCGACGGACGCAAAGCCAGGAAGAUUACUUAUGUCGAGAUCAGUAGUGUAAUUAAUCGGAUUGGUCUCUCACAAAUGCUCAAUUUAAGAGGAGGUUCUGCUUUAAAUAGCCGAAAAAUAGUAGGAAUUUUUUUCAAAGGAAUGGAUGAAGAUACUGGUAUAAGGUCUCGACUAUAUUAUCUAUCAUUGUAUGUAGUAUAAAAAAUUAUUAAUUAAAAAAAUUAUUAAUUAAGAAAAAUUGAUAUUUUUCCAGGUUUUUUGUGCUGAGCGCAGUGAUGUCUUUAAAUGGUGGAUAAUAUGUAUUACAGCUCGUAUAAUGCUCGUGUAAACUGAUACAAGCGAGAAACAAGGAAAUAUAAAAACCGUAUUGAACUUUUUGGAAGAUGAAACUAAAUUCUGCGAAAAAUAUCUAGAAUUACUGUUUUUCCCGAAACAUUAAACGAAAAUAAAAGAGAGAAAAGAGAUGAUUUGUAACAUGCUGACAUUUUUUAAAAUUUUGAUUUUCUAUGUAUAACGUAUGUUCAUCCUCCAACAAAUUUAAUUAGUAGUUUUGAAAUUUUCUUGUUUCAUUUGUUCUAGAUUAUUAGAGCUGUGUAAUAUUGUUAAUCGAUUAGAAGGGUCCGGUAAUACCGAGCAAAAAAUCUGGACAACGGAAUUAAAUUUUUUUUAAAUCAAAGAAUAAUUUUUUGUGCUUAGAACAAUAACAAAUAGUACGGUUAAGAUUCUAUAUUAAUCUUUAUAUAAAUAUUAUUAUUAUUAUACAUUUUUUUGGUAAAAGAACUCGUAAAAACUUACUUUUUGACUAUCUAAACUAGAACCUCCUCUUAAUGUUUCCUAACGGAUGUAAGGCCAGCAAAAUUAUUUAUGUUAAGAUCAAUGACAAUAUGAAUAUUAUAAUGAACAGAGAAAGAAAGAGCAGAAAUGACUUGUAACUCUUUGAAGUGCCGGCAUUUUUUAAAAUAUCGACUUUCUGUGUAUAAUAAGUAUUUUUCCUCCAGUAAAUCUAAUAGCAGUUUUCAGGUCUCACUUGUUCCAGAUUAUUACAAGCUGUAAUAUUAUAAAUAAUAUACAUAAUUACAAGAGAUUACGAGAGAUAAUAGCAAGAGCUAUAAUAUAUAAUAAAUCUUGGUAUUAACAUUUCUUCAAGAGAAAUUGGUGCUUCUCGAAUAAAUCUCCGGGGAUUUUAAUGUUUCUGAUAUUAGCACUACACAUACAUCAUACGUAGCGAAAAACUCUCCAAGCUUUAUGCAAUAUAUAUUCGAUAUCGAUCAUACAUCAAGCUAAGAUUCUUCUGUAUGAAAUUUCAUCACGGCAACUAUAAUUCGCGUUUUCUCUGCAUCUUCAUAUUAAUCUUUUAACGUCCUUUUUAAUUCAACAUUUCAACCGAGUCGCGGUCUUUUGUGGCUCAGAAAAUAACGACGUGUUAAUGGUUCCCCGCGAUCAUUAGGAUCGUUUGUAGGACCGUGAGUGACGCUUUUCAUAAAUUUGACGAAAGAAACCGAUAUAUCACGCGCUCAGACUGACUCUCAAGACAGACUUGUCUCUUUCUCUCUCUCUCUCUCUUUCUCGCAGUGUCCUACGGAGAGAGCUUGCCAACAUUCUUCCCGCUUCUCAGUGUCCGUCUAUUUAUACUCGGGCUCGAAUAAAAUUCAUAGAUCUAGAAAAUCGUGGCCGGGACAAAAAGGAUACACCGCCGCUUAUUGCGUAGCACUCGAGGGAAAUUGCGCAAAUCUUCCUCGAGAAAACAUCUUCGGUGAGUGACACUGAACACCCACACCUACACGUUCGACAGGUUUACACGGCGCGAAUAGCGAACGCGCGACCACCUUUGUGGCCGCUUGGCGAAAACACUCGGCGACAAGUUCUCUCUCUGCAACCUUUCUGCAAUCUCUCUCCGCACGGAUCGCACGCAACACGCGUGGCCGAAAUCCCAUCGCGAUAGGAUAUUUCUUAGACGGCGUUAGCUGCUUCGAGAUGUCUCUCGGGUGGAUUGGGUGGAUUUAAAUGCAGCCGGACGCACAAUGCGUCCCGCGAGACAUAUUCGCCCCUCGAGAGCGCCGGACUGUCCCACCUCGUGACGGAUUCUCGACGAGGAUCCCGACGUGCGACUAGGGAACCUGUCACGGAUCACCGCCGCGCCCGGUGACCCAACUUCAAGUGUCCCGACUUGAUUACGGUAAAGAGACGAUCCCGAGAGAAUGUCGAGCUCGCCGCAAGUACGAAAAAUGCCCAGGCCGAAGAUCACGCUGCCGCUGCCCGGGCAAUAUUACCCGCAGUCAGGCAUGGGCUACGUGUCGACUCCGUAUGGACAAACGCCGGUGCCUAUGACGCCGGUUUCCGGCCAGCCGCAGAUGUUCUACUCCAACCGGGCGAGCGAGUUCGUUUUCACGCAAUUCAAGGGGAUCAAGGACUUCACGAAGUCUGGACUCAGCGUGGGAGAGAAGAGCGCCUUUUGGCUCUACGAGAAGUAUCGCCGGGGCGAUGAUCUUCGUGACGGUCGAAGGCACGCACGAGGAGAUCCUUCACUUCAACAUUCGGAAAGAGAGGAACGAAACGCUCAAUGAGAUCCGCGAACUUUGUGACGAUUCCGUGUUGGCGUCGGACAUGGAGCUUUGGAAAGGACGAGCGGCGAACCGUUUGAUGAAGUAUGAGGAACACCUGUACGAGUUUUAUAAGCGGGGUGUGACGGACCUCGGCCAGAAAGUAUGGACGUUCUGGAAUG